Molecule: messenger RNA, 3768 nt
Organism: Salmo salar (Atlantic salmon)
Lineage: Eukaryota; Metazoa; Chordata; Actinopteri; Salmoniformes; Salmonidae
Gene: dapk3
Product: death-associated protein kinase 3
Biological process (GO): positive regulation of apoptotic process; intracellular signal transduction; protein phosphorylation
Cellular component (GO): nucleus; cytoplasm
Molecular function (GO): ATP binding; protein serine/threonine kinase activity
Source: RefSeq, marked provisional
CCAGUUAUAAUUGUGAUUCAAGACACAACUUCUAUCAGCAGCAACCCAGUCAGACCAUGGCUGGCUUCAGACAAGAGGAUGUGGAGGUGUUCUAUGAUAUGGGGGAGGAGCUGGGGAGUGGACAAUUCGCCAUCGUACGGAAGUGUAAAGACAAGAGUUCUGGCUCGGAGUACGCCGCCAAGUUAAUCAAGAAGCGUCGCCUGUCGUCCAGCCGCCGGGGCGUGAGCCGCGAGGAGAUCGAGAGGGAGGUGAACAUCCUGAGAGAGAUCCAGCACAGCAACAUCAUCACGCUGCACGACAUCUUCGAGAACAAGACAGACGUCAUCCUCAUCCUGGAGCUCGUGUCUGGAGGGGAACUAUUUGACUUCCUGGCAGAGAAGGAGUCUCUAACAGAGGAGGAAGCCACACAGUUCCUCAAACAGAUCCUGGACGGGGUCCACUAUCUACACUCCAAACGCAUCGCUCACUUUGACCUGAAGCCAGAGAACAUCAUGCUGCUUGAUAAGAACGUUCCCAACCCCAGGAUCAAACUCAUCGACUUUGGCAUCGCUCAUCAGAUCAAAGCUGGAAAUGAGUUUAAGAAUAUCUUUGGAACGCCAGAGUUUGUUGCUCCAGAGAUAGUCAACUAUGAACCACUCGGACUGGAGGCUGAUAUGUGGAGUAUUGGAGUUAUCACGUACAUUCUUUUGAGUGGUGCCUCUCCGUUCCUGGGGGAGACCAAGCAGGAGACUCUGACCAACAUCUCUGCUGUCAACUAUGACUUUGACGAGGAGUACUUCAGCAACACCAGUGAGCUGGCCAAGGACUUCAUCAGACGCCUGCUGGUCAAGGAUCCCAAGAAGAGGAUGACCAUCGAUGACAGCCUUCAGCAUCCCUGGAUCAAGGUGAUCAAGAGGCGGAACGUGCGCCAGGAGGAGAGCGGGAAGAAGCCGGAGCGCAGGCGUCUGAAGACCACGCGUCUAAAGGAGUACACCAUCAAGUCCCACUCCUCCAUGCCCCCCAACAACACCUACGUCAACUUCGAACGCUUCUCCCAGGUGCUGGAGGAGAUCGCUGCUGCUGAGGAGGGGCUGAGAGACCUGGAACAAAACCAGAGGUCGUGCCGGGAGGACGUGGCUGCUCUCCUGUCUAUCUACGAGGAGAAGGAGGGCUGGUACAAGGAGGAGAACCAGAGCAUCGCCAGCGACCUGGGUCACAUCCGCCAGGAGCUGCAGCGUACCCAGGCCCAGCGCAGGCAGAGUCAGGAGGACGCCCGCGCCACCAUGCUGGCUGCUAACGCCCUCAAGAGGAAGUUUGGCCGUCUGGAGAACCGUUACGAGGUCCUGGCAGAACAGGUGGCAUCGGAGGUGCUCUGGGUGGAGGAGCUGGUCAGGGGGAUAGAGAAGGAGAAGGACAGCCUCGUCAUGCCCUGAGUUUGGUCUGGCUUCUAGUAUCACUGACCUGGUCAUGCCCUGAGGCCAGCCUGGCUUCUAGUAUCACUGACCUGGUCAUGCCCUGAGGCCAGCCUGGCUUCUAGUAUCACUGACCUGGUCAUGCCCUGAGGCCAGCCUGGCUUCUAGUAUCACUGACCUGGUCAUGCCCUGAGGCCAGCCUGGCUUCUAGUAUCACUGACCUGGUCAUGCCCUGAGGCCAGCCUGGCUUCUAGUAUCACUGACCUGGUCAUGCCCUGAGGCCAGCCUGGCUUCUAGUAUCACUGACCUGGUCAUGCCCUGAUGCCAGCCUGGCUUCUAGUAUCACUGACCUGGUCAUGCCCUGAGGCCAGCCUGGCUUCUAGUAUCACUGACCUGGUCAUGCCCUGAGGCCAGCCUGGCUUCUAGUAUCACUGACCUGGUCAUGCCCUGAGGCCAGCCUGGCUUCUAGUAUCACUGACCUGGUCAUGCCCUGAGGCCAGCCUGGCUUCUAGUAUCACUGACCUGGUUUCUAGUAUCACUGACCUGGUCAUGCCCUGAGGCCAGCCUGGCUUCUAGUGUCACUGACCUGGUCAUGCCCUGAGGCCAGCCUGGCUUCUAGUAUCACUGACCUGGUCAUGCCCUGAGGCCAGCCUGGCUUCUAGUAUCACUGACCUGGUCAUGCCCUGAGUUUGGUCUGGCUUCUAGUAUCACUGACCUGGUCAUGCCCUGAGGCCAGCCUGGCUUCUAGUAUCACUGACCUGGUCAUGCCCUGAGGCCAGCCUGGCUUCUAGUAUCACUGACCUGGUCAUGCCCUGAGGCCAGCCUGGUUUGGUACAGACACCGGUCUUAUAUACCAGCUGUCAUUACAUUCAGAACAAGGGCCCAGAGUUUUUCUGGUGAGGGGAAAACUCUGGCCCCUGACCUUAAGCCAUGAUGCUAACCCGUCAGACAUUUGAUUAGGAAAAAUGAUCCCCCCCUCCCCAUCUUCCCUUUCUAAUGAGAGCACCAACAAUGUAUAGAGUCCCUCCCUACUAUAAAUACAUUUAAUCAACGAAAUAUGUGUUUAAAGAAUGUCCAUUCCAGUAUUUUCUAAAUUUAUUCAUAAUGUUGAAAAUGGUAAAGAUUGUGAUUCAUUUUUGCAGUAUAUUUGGUUAAGAUGGUGAUACAUACAUACAGGAAGGUUUUCUGCACCUGCAAUCAUUUUCCUAUAGUUUUUAGCCCCAUACUUAAAGGGAUAUUUAUCAUUAACAGCUGACUAUGAUUAACCAAUAAGGCCCGAGGGGGUGUGGUAUACGGCCAGUAUACCGUGGCUAAGGGCUGUUCUUAUGCAACGCGGAGUGCCUUUGGACACAGUCCUUAGCCGUGGUAUAUUGUCCAUAUACCACAAAUCCCCAAGGUGCCUUAUUGCUAUUAUAAACUGGUUACCUACAUAAUUAGAGCAGUAAAAACAAAUGUUUCGUCAUACCCGUGGUAUACAGUCUGAUAUACCACGGCUGUCAGCCAAUCAGCAUUCAGGGCUGGCACCACCCAGGUUAUAAGUAACAACAACAUAGUAGAAACAAUAGAACGUGUUAUAGGGAGAUUCCAUUUUGAAGUUAAUCUUAUUGACACUCAACAACCGUCUUGCUGUACUGCGAAGCUACAGACAAAGAUGCAGAUACUAUAUUAUAUAUUUAUACUAUAUAAAUACUAAUAGUUCUCUUACGUGUGAAGAGAGUCGUCUUAAAAUGGAUUGUACAAACCUGUUUUGCAACUUGCACGCAGCCUGUACAUUGAACACCUUAUUGCCUAUACAUAAGCUAAAUCAAGUGUGUAGUAAUGUCUAAACCUCUUCAUGAAUAAUGGAAGUCUAGUGACUGUCCCUCCAAAACGUUUUAGGCCGGUUUCCCGGACACCGAUUAAGCCUAACCCUGGACUAUAAAUAAUGGUCAAUGGAGAACCUCCAUUUAGAAAAUAGCAUUUUAGUUCAGUAUUUAGCUUAAUCUGUGUCCGGGGAAAACCGUCCCUUUCGAAUACAACUAUUGCACAGUAGCCUCAUACCAAAUGAUCUGCAUGUCUAUCUGCUACUAUAUUUGAAUGAUUAUUUUAGUCAGCCUUCUGUCGCUAUGACCAUAGCCCCACACUACAGACAUUCCAUGAGUUGGUCUUAAAUCUAUGCAUCACAUUCCAUGUUCCACCUAGAACUCUAUGUACUGUACACUUCCCUAGUUUAAUAUACUAUUUUGCACUUAAAUAUAGCUGUGUUCCAAACUAUUUCCCAUUUAAUCGUUUCUUUUUUUUAAUGUACCCAAAAUGUAUAAUGGUAUGUAUUGUUAAGUUUGAAUGAUGACAUAUUUAGAUGGGGUUUUGUUUCAAAUAAACAAACUCAUAACCUAAA